AUGACGGCAGUCAAGGGGAAAGCAUCCUACAAGAAGAAGGAUGGAACCAUCGCGGUCUCUGAAGAUCGAACUAUCGUUAGCUGGACGCCUGCUGUGGCAGGAACACCAGCCCUUUCUAUCCCUAUUGAUACAAUCACAAACCUACAACAAACCCCAGACUCUGCAGCAAAGGUCGCACUCAAGAUCAUUGUCAAGGCGGCUACAGAAGGCGGCGACCCGGUUGCGUAUCUCUUCACAUUUACAGCCCCUGAUGAAGCCAGGGCCGAGGCCAACGCCAUCAAGGAUGUCCUCUCUACUAUUCUAGCGGCCCGCAGCAGCGACACCGGCGUAGUGGUCAAGUCCUCAACACCACAACCUGCCACCAAUGGCAAUGCUGCCAACGGGUCAGCGGCCAUGUCGUUCGCGAGUACCGUGGCCAGCACCGCAAGCAAGGGAGCACCCAGGUGGUUUGACGACAACCAGCUGAGAUUGGACAUAGCCCUACAGCAGUCCUUGAUGAAGAAGGAUCGCACCCUUCACCAGACCUAUAUGGAAGCGAGAGCUACGAAGCCCGAGUCCAUCUCUGACGCAGCAUUCAACUCUCAGUUCUGGUCGACCAGGACAAGUCUGUUGCGUGCACAUGCCAUAGAGAGCAGCCAGAAAAGAGCCACGUAUAACGUUCUGCCAACAGUGAAGCCGUACACGGAUUAUGAAGGGAAGCUAAAGCUGAACGUGACGCCCCAGGAUAUCCAGAUGAUUUUUAAACAGUAUCCCUUGGUACAUCGUAUUCACAAGGAGAAAGUACCCAAGGACAUGGACGAAGGCGCGUUUUGGAAAGGCUUUUUCGAAAGCAACCUAGCCCGGUGGCUCAAGGGCGAGGCGAUCAACCCGGCACAGCGUAACCCAGUCUUUGACUCACAUAUUCGAGGCGAUAAGCAAGAAGCCCUCUAUUUUGAGAAGAGAAUGGUUGAUCCUCACCUGCCACACAUCAUAGACGUUCAGGGAAAUGAUGAGAACCAGGGCGGUGCCAAGGGUGGGAACAUGCCAGAUGCGCUCAUGAGGCCCGACGCCGAGAGGGGCGCCGGAGCCAGAUGGCUAAACGCCAUGAGCGAGAGUCUCAUGUCGCACGCGAACCCCGUCGACGUCAGCAGCACAGCUGCAACAGAUGGCAACGAAAAUACGUAUCGUGAACUCACACUACGCGAUCUACACGACGAUGCACCACCGGACCGCAUCGUGCUUAACGUAAGGGAGCAGGCCCGCUUCUUCGACCAAGAAGCCGGUCUUUUGGACGAUGCGCGGGCUUAUGAGAAACAAGCACCCCAGGUUGUGCUGGCAGACUAUUUCAAAGACCUGUCGUCACUGGGGGACGCCAAGGCAGGGGACGGUAUUGAUCUUCACAAGGCCAUCGGGGUCUACGACGAGAGCGGGAGUGAUGACGACGAGGAAGAGUCUCGGCAGAGACCACCACACGUUGGCUCGCGCGCCGCCCGCAGCACGGCCCAGGCUCACAUCUGGGACGGACUGGGCAAGAGGCUGGCGGAGACACAGGCGCAGAGCGAGGACGAGGCGACACCGCUUGGGCUAAGCGUGGAGCUGGCGCAAAAGGCAUUUAUAACCAACGCUACUACGACCGAGUUCCUCAAGCAGUUCUGGAACGCGUUCCUCUCGGGGGACCCGGACCGGGCGCAAGAGCUGGCGCAUCAUGUGGAGGCGCUGCGGAAGUCGGUGGAGCGGAUUGAGGCGGUGGCAGCCGAGGCUGAGAAGGCGCGCGAGCAGCUCAACGCACAGAGGCGGAAGCAGAUUGUGGACGAAUACAACAGGACGGGUAGAAAGCUCAAGUUCGACCCAAACAGCACCAAGGGCGGCAAGAAGGCGGUUCUGGCGCUCCUGGGGCCGACGCUGACCGCUUUGAGUGCUGCACAGGGCCGAUACGAAGAAGCUUUGGUUGCGGAGGGCAUCAAGCCUUCGACAGAAGAAUGA
Pyricularia pennisetigena is the source of this 1962-nucleotide messenger RNA. RefSeq lists its product as uncharacterized. Gene Ontology annotation, cellular component: transcription factor TFIIH holo complex; transcription factor TFIIH core complex. Gene Ontology annotation, biological process: nucleotide-excision repair; transcription by RNA polymerase II; transcription by RNA polymerase I. NCBI's taxonomy places the organism in Eukaryota, Fungi, Ascomycota, Sordariomycetes, Magnaporthales, Pyriculariaceae. The coding region runs from base 1 to 1962 and encodes 653 amino acids. The record is from RefSeq and is a predicted model, not a curated record. The transcript has 2 exons.